CGGGGGCCGGGCCGCGCGUCGCUGGCGCCGCCGCAAUUUUGUCCCCCCCGCGCCACCGUCCGCACGGCCCGGCCCGGGUGAGAGGCUACGGCUGCGUCCCCGGAAGCGGCGGAGCAGGCGGGUGUCCGGGCGGCGGCGCCGGCAGCGGCCUCCGCACCCCCCGCCCUCCGGCAUGUCCCCGUAGCCCCGUCAGGGCAGGACGAUGGUGCAGAGCCCGCCCGCACGGCAGCCCCGCCGCCUCUGAGCCCCGCCGCCGCCUCCGGGCCUCCACCCGCCCGGCCCGGGGGCCUCUUCCCCGCCUCAGGCGCUGGUGAACAAUCAGAAUAAUGUUCAACAUAAACCUAUUGGAGAACCUGAAGGUUUACAUCAGCAGUCGACCUCCGCUUGUGGUCUUUAUGAUCAGUGUAAGCGCUAUGGCAAUAGCUUUUCUGACACUGGGUUAUUUCUUCAAAAUCAAGGAGAUCAAGUCACCAGAAAUGACAGAGGACUGGAAUACUUUCCUCCUGAGGUUUAAUGAUUUGGACUUCUGUAUAUCCGAGAAUGAAACCUUAAAGCAUCUCAUCAACGAUACCACGACUCCGGAAAGCACCGUGACCAGCGGGCAGGCGAGAUCUUCCACGCAGUCUCCGCAGACUCUCGAGGACUCUGGUCCCAUCAACAUCUCCGUUACCAUCACCUUGACGCUGGACCCGCUGCGGCCGUUUGGCGGAUACUCUCGCAAUGUCACACAUCUAAGUUCCACAAUUUUUGGCCACCAGAUUGGGCUCUCAGGCAGAGAAUCCCACGAGGAGAUCAAUAUCACGUUCACCCUUCCGGCUGCCUGGAAUUCCGAUGACUGCGUCCUGCACGGCCACUGCGAGCAGGUCGUGUUCACCACCUGCAUGACCAUCACAGCAGCCAGCAACGUGUUUCCCGUCACAGUUCAGCCACCACACUGUGUUCCUGAAACAUACAGCAACGCUACGCUUUGGUACAAGAUCUUUACCACCGCAAGGGACUCUAAUACAAAAUAUGCACAAGACUAUAACCCUUUCUGGUGUUACAAAGGAGCAAUUGGAAAAGUGUAUCAUGCUUUAAACCCCAAACUCACUGUUAUAGUUCCAGAUGAUGAUCGCUCUCUUAUAAACCUGCAUCUCAUGCAUACCAGUUACUUUCUUUUUGUGAUGGUGAUUACAAUGUUCUGCUAUGCAGUUAUUAAAGGCAGACCAAGCAAACUGAGGCAAAGCAAUACAGAAUUCUGCUCUGAAAAGGUUGCUUUGUCAGAAGCAUAAUCCACCCUCUCCUUGACCGAGAAUGACUGAGAACCGUAAUCAUUGCCUGCUGAACCCAGAAUGGGUCUUAACACUCUGUGAAUACAUUAUCUUGCAAUGUUGGUUUAUUCCAACCAAAGACAUUUCAAGUGCCUGUAAUUGAUUUGUACAUAUUUAUAAAGGUAUAUUCAGAAUAGGUCAGGUGAUGCACUUGUUCCGCAUCGUAGUGCGGCCGGAAACUUUCAGUCUUUACCUGUGGACAUAGCCGAAUGUUUGUGUAGAUAUGUUUAGUGAUAUGGCUACAUAUAGUCAGAGCAAGAUAUUUUUGUCUAGCUGCAUCUGGGCAGGUUAAGAUGCCUUUGCAAGUGUCUCAAACGAACCAACAGAUCUUUGUUUUUUGCCCAACGAUAUGUACAGUGUGUUUGAAACAGUAUGCACCUUUGAUAUCAUGCCGCAUUUCCAAAGCCACCAAUCUACUACAUUAAUUAAAUGUGUGUUUGCGUGGCCUGAUACUUUCUUCCAUUUGUUCCUUGCUUGCAAGAAAAGAUAUCAACAUUUUAGAUUUGUUUUUGAAAAAGAAAUACUUAUUCACAUUUUAAUAGUGCUGUAUUUAGGACAAACUUGUGCUUUUAUUCAUAGUAAAAAAAAAAUAUAAAUGAGUGAAGUCCCAUCUUAAAAUGUUUCUUAUUGAAAAGUGCUAAGCUGGAUUUUUAUUUUAUUUAAAUUUCAUUUGGCUUGCUGAGUGUCGGAGGAUCAGCAGAGACUGUCUGGAGCGUUUUCCGCUUGGCCUCCCCCCGCAGCCCUCACACCAGGACUGCGUGAGCAGCUUGCUCUAAACUUCUUUUCUUUUCUAGAAAGUGAAGCUUAAUAAAAAGCUGUAUUGUAUGAGCGUCUGUCGGGGCUCUGCACAGCCUUGGGCAAGUGCAAAUGACGAAAGGAAAGCCCGUAGUGUGUUACGGAGCUUCGCGCGGGGGCUCUGUCCACCUCUCAAGGGCAGCGGGAAAUGGGACUGACUUGCUUGGCUUUGUCCCAUUGCCAGCGAUCGCUGCCCGCGCGGGGAGAGCGGCAAGGAGAGCGCUGGGGCUGCUGCCAUGAGGUCAAAGACACCCCACAGUAAAACACACGCUGUUCUCUAUGUCCAUUCUUAAUUCUGAGCUCUUGUUCUCUGCAUUUCUCCCUUUCUCAUUCUGGCUUUUGCUGUUUCUUUCUGGUUUUUUACUGAGUAGCCUCAAUUGUCCCGAGUCAGGGUUUUCCCGCAGACUUACCCACCACCGCUUUUAAAAUCUCACUGAUUGCCUUAAUUGACCUUUCAUCUUGUCUUUCAGCUUUCUUGUCAGAAACUGUAGGUCUGCACACACACACAAAUGCUUUCUCCCCUUCCUCCUUUCGCUCCAAACCACACAAAAGAAGGAACUCAAGUCAAAAUCUCACAGUCUCGAUUAUGCUGGCCUAAAAUUCUUAGUUUAUUAUCUGUGGGCACUAUUGAAUGGUACCCUACUGGUCUGUAUGUACGGGACUUCAGUAAGUUCACGAGUCUUCAGUGUAUUGAAGCAAAGUAGUCGCACUUUUCUUCAGAACAUGUUUCCUUUCUAGAAUUUUGGUUCCUUAAGUGGUGUUAACUAACAUGCAUUUUUCUCCAGGGAUGUUAAGGCAAAGCUUUAGAGGUGGCCGAGUUUGAAGUUUAGGGAUAAAACGAAGCUUCCAGUGUUCUCCUGAUGCUGCUCCGGGCUAAUCCGGCUUCGCCGAAUGAAUCGGUGAAGUCAAAACAGGUAGACGGCUCCUCAUGAAAACUGUCCGAGCUGUUCCUAACGCACCUACCCAGCCUUGUGCAUUAAUGCUGGCUUACAGAGUUCCCUACGAGGGUGGCUUGACCUGGGGACCAAAGGCAGGAAUAGAAAGCAGACUGGGGUGGCGUUGCAAAUUCUGGAAAUACCUAAAAAACACCCAACAUAACGCAACCCCUCUAAAAAAGCAAAGCCGCGUCCUUUCCGUUUCAGCAGAUGAAAAAUCAAACUCCGAAUGUUCUAAUUAAAAUUUAGUUAAAAUCUUGUUUUGCUAUUUCAAAUUCAAGGAGCCUGCUUUGCGAUUUAUCGCCCGCCGUAUCGAAGUACCCAGAAAUACUAAGAUUGCAACACGCAAAUGCAAAAGAGAAAAUGUUAGAGCUGUAUUUUUUGGCCUUGGUUUCCCCCUCGCAGCCCGCGUUGCAGCGCAGAGGGAAGCGCGUCCAUCGGCUGGAACGCUGCAGUGCUGAGCAGUAUUGGCUUGUUCUGGGCGCAGUCUACACAAGUUAAAUGCAGCCAAACAGAAGAGUAAAAACUUAAAGUUCAGAUCAUAUUGAUCUUUCCUUUUUUUGUUUUCUUUUUCUUUUUAACUAUGACUUGAAUCAGUUUUGAUUCUAUUUGUACGUGUUUUCUUGUUCUUAGAAAGCUGCCAUUUUCUUUUGCGUUUUUCUUUGCCAUUACAUAGAAAAUCUGAGCCUUGGUUUUUCAACCCUCUGCAGGUGAUUGUAGGGUUAAGAUGGCUUGUUUGUUUUGUUCUUACAUUUCACUUGUCUUGUUGCAUGAUGGUUAAUAGCUGAUUUGGAAAUGACAUUUCUCUCCUAGAUUAAUUUUGUGUUUGUAAGAUGUGCAUAUUGCUUUGCAGAAUAAAAAAGAUGAAGUUUA
This is a messenger RNA of Columba livia (rock pigeon), 3913 nucleotides long. It is a transcript of the gene TMEM248, whose product is annotated as transmembrane protein 248. The transcript has 7 exons. Bases 327 to 1271 code for a protein of 314 amino acids. The record is from RefSeq and is a predicted model, not a curated record. Lineage: Eukaryota; Metazoa; Chordata; Aves; Columbiformes; Columbidae.